Propithecus coquereli (Coquerel's sifaka) is the source of this 1416-nucleotide messenger RNA. It is a transcript of the gene MPND, whose product is annotated as MPN domain containing. Gene Ontology annotation, cellular component: BRISC complex; BRCA1-A complex. The record is from RefSeq and is a predicted model, not a curated record. Gene Ontology annotation, molecular function: metallopeptidase activity; polyubiquitin modification-dependent protein binding. NCBI's taxonomy places the organism in Eukaryota, Metazoa, Chordata, Mammalia, Primates, Indriidae. Gene Ontology annotation, biological process: double-strand break repair. The transcript has 12 exons. The annotation marks the transcript as partial.
GCGGUCACGCUGCGGGUGCUCCUCAAGGACGCGCUGCUGGAGCCCGGCGCCGGGGUGCUGUCCAUCUACUACCUGGGGAAGAAGUUCAUGGGCGACCUGCAGCCAGAUGGGAGGAUCGUGUGGCAGGAAACCGGCCAGGUCUUCAACUCACCCAGCGCCUGGGCCACCCACUGCAAGAAGCUCGUGAACCCCGCCAAGAAGUCGGGCUGCGGCUGGGCCUCUGUCAAGUACAAGGGCCAGAAACUGGACAAGUACAAGGCCGCGUGGCUGCGGCGGCACCAGCUGCACAUGCCCACGGCUGCUGCUGACGAGAGCCCAGCCAGCGAAGGGGAGGAGGAGGAGCUGCUGAUGGAGGAGGAGGAAGAGGAGGUUCUGGCGGGGGUCUCGGCGGAGGACAAGAGUCGGAGGCCCCUGGGGAAGGGCCCCUCAGAACCUGCCCACCCAGAGGCCGUGCCCUCGGGGAAGCGGGUGGAAAACAAAAUCCGCGUGCCCGUCCGCUACUGCAUGUUGGGGAGUCGCGACUCCGCCAGGAACCCCCACACCCUGGUGGAAGUAACGUCCUUCGCGGCGAUCAACAAGUUCCAGCCGUUCAACGUGGCCGUCUCUAGCAACGUGCUGUUCCUGCUGGACUUCCACAGUCACCUGACGCGGAGCGAGGUCGUGGGUUACCUGGGGGGCCGCUGGGACAUCAACAGCCAGACGCUCAGCGUGCUGCGAGCCUUCCCCUGUCGCAGCCGGCUCGGGGAUGCUGACACCGCAGCCGCCAUCGAGGAGGAGAUCUCCCAGAGCCUGUUCCUGCGUGGCCUGUCCCUGGUUGGCUGGUACCACAGCCACCCGCACGGCCCGGCGCUGCCGUCGCUGCAGGACAUCGACGCGCAGAUGGACUACCAGCUGCGGCUGCAGGGCUCCAGCAACGGCUUCCAGCCCUGCCUCGCGCUGCUCUGCUCCCCUUACUACUCCGGCAACCUGGGCCCCGAGUCCAAGAUCGCGCCCUUCUGGGUGAUGCCUCCUCCCGAGCAAAGGCCGAGUGACUACGGCAUCCCCAUGGACGUGGAGAUGGCCUACGUCCAGGACAGCUUCCUGACUAACGACAUCCUCCACGAGAUGAUGCUGCUGGUGGAGUUCUACAAGGGCGCCCCUGACCUGGUGAGGUUCCAGGAGCCCUGGGACCAGGAGCACACCUACCUCGACAAGCUCAAGAUCUCCUUGGCCAGCAGGACGCCCAAGGACCAGGGUCUGUGCCACGUGCUGGAGCAGGUGUACAGCGCCCUCAAGCAGGGCAGCUGAGGGCCCCAGCGGCUCUGGGUGACUGUUCCGGGCUUCGCCGUUGCUCUGUCACUGAGUGACUUAGCGGAGGCUCCGACAAUAAAGGAAGGAGAGCAGCAACCCGCUGGUGAGCUCGUUUCCCUGGGUGAG